AUGUCGUUUUGGGUCUACAUGUUUCCAGUAUUCGGUAGCCUACAGGUGAUACUACUAGCCGUUUUGUGUGUCAUCGCUGCACUUGUACUGUGUGGGCGGCCGAGAAAUCUGCCACCAGGACCGAGAGGACUGCCGAUUGUCGGGAACGCCAUAAGCCUACUCAAGGAUCCUCCUGCACUGGUUUAUACCGACUGGGCAAAGAAGUACGGUGACGUUUUUACAGCCUAUUUUGGACCCACGCGGACGGUAGUUCUCAACGGUUACGCCACCAUCCACGAGGCGCUGGUGAAGAACGCGGAGGACUUCUCCAGCCGCCCGACUGCUCAAGCAUCAUUUACUCCAGAUGGAAAGACACUUGGAAUUGCGCAAGAGGUCUACGGUCCAAAAUUGAAGGAACACCGUAAGUUCGCUGUGAUGAAUCUUCGCGACUUCGGGCUUGGGAAGAAAAGCCUCGAGGGGAAGAUUCUUGAAGAGUCACGAGCACUUUGUGAUGAGAUCUCUAAAAUAGACGGCCGCCCGUUUUGUAUCUCUCAGAUGAUGCAGAAUGCAGUUUCAAACGUCAUCUGUUCAGUUUUAUUCGGUCGUCGCUAUGAGUACGAUGACAUGGCCUUCAAAAGCCUUCUGCAAUCAAUGAGAGGGAUUCUCACUCGAGAUUUUGCAGUAGUGUUGGCGCAGUUUUUUAGUCCAGUGAAGGUUCUGCCGGGCGUUAGAAAGCCGUAUCAGCAACUAAGGAAGAACAUGAAAAAACUAGAAGAACACAUUAAAGAAAAGAUCAAAGAGCACGAGGAAACGCUUGACUCCGAUAACAUCCGAGAUUUUAUUGAUGCAUUUAUCCUGGAGUCGAAAAAACGACAGGGACAUGGGAACUCCAUCUUUACAGAGCAGGAACACACCGUGAUCGUUUAUCAGAUGUUUCUGGCAGGAACUGACACAACAACUAACACCUUACAUUGGGCCUUGCUCUACAUGAUCCUCCAUCCGGACAUCCAGGAGAAAGUACAGCAGGAGAUAGACAGCGUGCUGGGACCCAACCAGAAACCGGAAAUGGUACAUCGUAGUCAGAUGCCGUACACGGAGGCAACCCUGGCGGAAGUGACAAGGAUAUCACCUGUUACGCCAAUCACCAUUCCUCAUGGAACCAGCAACGAUACAGUUUUCAGGGGAUACAACAUCCCAAAGGACACUGUGGUGACAGUGAACAUCUGGUCCGUGCACCAUGACCCAAAGCUGUGGCCGGAGCCGGACAAGUUUGACCCCACUCGCUUCAUUGAUGACGAGGGCAAAUAUGUGAAGAAGAUUGAAAUCAUUCCGUUCUCCAUCGGCCGUCGUAUCUGCCCUGGUGAGCAGCUGGCCAGGAUGGAGCUCUUCCUCUUUUUCACAUCUCUGCUGCAGCGCUUCACCUUCAAGCUGCCAGAGGGCGCCCCCCCCCCCUUCCAACAAAGGGAUGCACGGACCAAUAUAUAAGCCCAUGUCAUUCAAGCUGAUUGCAGAGCCUAGGGAGUAAACGAUACAUGGCUUCUGCACAAAGUGUGCUGAUUGGUCAAGUGUAAGUUGUAAGUGCUGUGUAAACAAUAGUGGUGUGAUCCCAAACCUGUCGCAAUUAAAUGUUAUCAGUUUCCAUUUAAGUAUUGUGCUCAACGCAAUGGGUUGUGCAUCAAUCUUAAUGUUUAGUAUCGUCUCUACCCAGUUGUUCCUGUUUGCGCAAACCAUUAUCUAUUCUUGAGAAGUAUAAAUCGGCCGGCAGGCCGCUUUUUAUUCAGGUCAUCAGGGAGGUCAGGAUCAGAUUAACGGUAACAAAGGUACACAUUACAUCAUGUUAAAUCCUGAUCGACAAAAUAUUAUUACACAUAACUGAUACAAAACCUACGAAUAA
Branchiostoma floridae (Florida lancelet) is the source of this 1873-nucleotide messenger RNA. Its product is annotated as cytochrome P450 2U1-like. Gene Ontology annotation, molecular function: heme binding; iron ion binding; oxidoreductase activity, acting on paired donors, with incorporation or reduction of molecular oxygen, reduced flavin or flavoprotein as one donor, and incorporation of one atom of oxygen. Gene Ontology annotation, cellular component: cytoplasm; intracellular membrane-bounded organelle. The transcript is spliced from 7 exons. The record is from RefSeq and is a predicted model, not a curated record. Gene Ontology annotation, biological process: xenobiotic metabolic process. NCBI's taxonomy places the organism in Eukaryota, Metazoa, Chordata, Leptocardii, Amphioxiformes, Branchiostomatidae. Bases 1 to 1464 code for a protein of 487 amino acids.